This is a messenger RNA of Caenorhabditis auriculariae, 2649 nucleotides long. Lineage: Eukaryota; Metazoa; Nematoda; Chromadorea; Rhabditida; Rhabditidae. The record is from the annotation of a GenBank genome assembly.
AUGCCAAAAAGAAUACAAGUGAAAGUGACACCAGGCACCUUGCUGAAAGCUGUUAGUUUAUAAGUUUUUUUAUUUCUCUUCAAUAUUCUCUAUUUUAUAGGUCCUUGAAGAAUCUUGUUUGAAAAGUGGAUUCGAUGUUUCAUGUUACGAAUUGAAAAGUCACAAUAAUAAAAAAGUAGACCUUUCUUUGACUUUUCGCUUGAGUGGACUGUCGAACAAUGCAACUUUGGAAAUGGUUCCAAAAUUGGCUACAUCUCCAGACUCUCUUGUCGAACUUACAUUGCAGGUGACUCUCUCAAUAUCUAUUUCGCAAAUUUCAUGAUUUCAAACGCUCUUAGCACCCUUCUGGAGAACGUCAUCAACUAUCCAUUCGAAUAGAUUCUUCGCUGGCGGAUGUUUUGAAAAAAUUCAGUGAGAAGUUCAACGAAGAUUUAGCCUCUAAUAUUGGGGAUGAACUCCCGUGCUGUGUUUAUAUGAACAAGCAGGUUCAAAGGUCACUACAGAUAUCGUUGUGAAAAAAAAUUUCAGUACACGGGCUUGUUGCAGUUGACAGAAACGACGUUGAGUUCGUUGGGAAUAACUUCCGAGAAAUGUUUGAUCAGGUUGCCAGAGCCUUUUUGUAAUUUGACUUUCUUUUUCUCAGAUUUAUCCGUGUCAGGCUUUCACCCGAAGAGUUGGACAAGUUGGAAGACGGUAUCAGAAAGGAACAAGAGCGAAAAGCGGCAAUGAACUCUACAUUCGAAAAACUCAAGAUUCAGAACAUUGAGCGCGAGCAGCUGGAGAAGAGUCGGUUGGAGGUUUUUUUGUCAGACUAUAUCUCUCAACUGUAUUUACAUAGACGUACGAAAAAGAAGCUGCCGCUCGCUCAGAAGAAGAAGGAAAAAAACAAGAGAAGCUGCGAGAAGAAACAGCCGACAGCACAGCAAGAGAAACAGCUCUACCGUGAGUUAUCACAAUCUUACAAACAUGAACUAGUUGAUUUGAGAGAAAGAAGUAUUUUACAAGAACCGUCUCACCAGAACCCGAACGACUGGUUUGAAAUUUACCAAUCUUCUUUUCUAUUCGGAUAGAUUCAAGGUCCUUUGACGCUCCUAUAUUUUCGCAACUCCCUUCAAACUCCCGAUUGGAUGGUCUCAACCUUUUGUUGGAAAGAGUUAGUUUAUUAAUAGAGCCUAAAAACAAUAGAAAUCAGGUUGAAACUUGCAUGAACGCGAAUCAGGUCGACGCUAUGGUAGAAACUCUAGCAAACCGCGGUCGGAUCUCUCUAGCGGAAAUGGUUUCUACGUCUAUUCAAAACACGUCGGUUCGUUUCUUUUUCUGUUUCUAGAUCUCUUUGCUUUUGAAAGUCAAUUGUGAGAUUCUCAAGGAAUAAAUAUGUCUAUAGAUAACUGCCUAUUCGAAAAAAAAAACCCUCUGUUUCAUUAAUGUGUCCCUCGAUUUCAUUUGCUCUUGGAAAUUUUGAGAAUUUUGAUACAUUGUCUCACUUCAAGAAUAAACAUACUUAAUGGUCAGCAAACAAUUUUAUAUCGGUUGUACAACAUAUUUUCGAGUCUUUUUUGACAGAAAAACUUAAUUUUUUUACAAAUCAGAUGUGACUUGCAUUCAAUAUUAUAGAACUAAUUUUUAUACAAAUUUUGGAUUCAAAACUGGCAACUAUAAAGUUGAAAUCUCCCAUUCAUUAAAAUGUUUUUUCGUUUGUAGGAAACAAUGACGAAAGAGGAGAAAGAAGUAACUUUGGAACCAUGUGAACGCAAAGCAGUUUUAUUCAACAAGAGGUUUUGUUUAAAAAAAUUAACAUAGUUUUCCAUUCAACAGACACGAAACUGAGGAAAAUACACCCGAGAUACCAGAAGAUUUCUAUGAAAUUGGCGUCGAUGAUAUUCGAACAAUGCAAAAAGAUUUGAGAAAACAAGCGUAAGUUCGAGAAAACAAAAAAAAAAUAAUAAUGAGUAAAAUUUUAAGCCGACAACACACAAACUCGGCUCUGGUUCCUACCUCAUACAUUUCUUCAAAAAACCGAGAGACAAAACUUAAAGCAUACAAAAAUUGCGUGAUUCGAAUUGCGAUGGGACCUUUACUGCUACAAGCGUGUUUCCGGAGUGCAGAGCCCAGUUUGUUCUUAUUAAUUUUCAAUUCAGAUAACUUCUCACGAUUCAGGUUCUCGUUUGUCUGAGUUUUUGCUCUCAUGUUUGAAAGAUCAAAACAAAAAAGUGCAGUUAUUUUUCUCAAACAUGAAAAUUAACCCAUGCGAAAAAAAGAACUUUGUGGAUCUCGAUCUGGCUCCAAGAUCAACCAUCAUUGCGCGUAUUGAUGGUGUUAAUGGUUUGGAAGCCUUAUGCGAAAUUUCUCAAAAGUUUUGUAGACUACCCAUCUAUUCUCAGCGACAUUUCGCAUGUUUCUUCGAGCGAUGCCGAUAACAUCAGUUCUCAAUGGUUUUUUUUUUCUGGGUGUGAAAAAAUGACAGUUUUAAUUUGCAGGCUGCUAGAAAAUUCCAGUUUUCCCUUGUUUGUACCGUUGAUAGAAGAAGAAGCGCGGACUACGAAGCGCCCUCAACAAUAUUCAACAGAUGACGACUCUGCGAGGGGAAACUUUAGUGGUCCGCCUGCCAAAAGCGCCUUGCCCAAGUGGCUUUCUACUGGAAAGAAGUGA